Molecule: messenger RNA, 834 nt
Organism: Aspergillus terreus NIH2624
Lineage: Eukaryota; Fungi; Ascomycota; Eurotiomycetes; Eurotiales; Aspergillaceae
Exons: 2
Coding region: 1-834 (277 amino acids)
Source: RefSeq, a predicted model, not a curated record
AUGCGGUUUCCUUUUGAACGGUUAACAGCUGUGUGCCGGGAAGAAGGGAUUCUGAGUCUUAUCGACGGCGCACAUGGCAUCGGCCAAAUUCCUCUAGAUCUGGGAAGACUACAGCCGGACUUUUUUACUAGCAACUGUCAUAAAUGGCUUUUUGUUCCACGCAGCUGUUGCGUCCUCUAUGUUCCUGAACGCCACCAGCAUUUAAUUCGCACUACGGUUCCCACCUCAUGGGGUUACAUCCCUGCCCCUGGCGGUCCUAAGACCUCUCCUUCUAUUAUGAAAAGCGAUGACCCGUCCAAAACCCCGUUCGAGAGCCUAUUUGAGUUCGUUGCAACGAAUGACGACACACCCUAUCUAUGUGUCCCUGCAGCCUUGAAGUUCCGCAACGAGAUUUGCGGUGGCGAAGAGCGUAUUUACACCUAUCUGGAGACAUUGGCAAAUGAAGCUGCAGAUCUACUGGCAGCUGCCCUGAACACCGAAGUUUUACAGGAACCAACCGCGAAAAAAAGAGCACAAAGCCAACUGCGACGCUGCGGCAUGGCAACGGUUCAGCUACCCAUUGCUAUUCAGGGAAGCCCAGAGCCUGUCAAACCAUCCUACCUCCUCCUACCAGCAGACCAGGUUGCUGCUACGAUCAAUUGGUUUCAAACCACCCUCGCGUACAAGUACGGAACUUUUGUGCCGGUUUUUGCCCAUGGGAAUUCGCUUUGGACGCGACUCAGCGCACAGGUGUAUUUGGAAAUAAGCGACUUCGCAUGGUUGGCUGGGGUUCUGAAGGAGAUGUGUGGCGAGCUCAAGAAGAGACAAGGCGAUAUGGAUCAGCGGUUGCAAUGA